This is a messenger RNA of Necator americanus (New World hookworm), 1095 nucleotides long. RefSeq lists its product as uncharacterized. NCBI's taxonomy places the organism in Eukaryota, Metazoa, Nematoda, Chromadorea, Rhabditida, Ancylostomatidae. The coding region runs from base 1 to 1095 and encodes 364 amino acids. The transcript is spliced from 2 exons. The record is from RefSeq and is a predicted model, not a curated record.
AUGGACAACAUCGACGAGGAAUACGACCGGCUUGUCAAACACCUUCAUGACUGCGCGAAGAAGGCUGAGAGUAUUAAAACAACCAAGAGACGCCUGUCUCUUGAAACUCUUGAGCUGAUACGCCAGCGUGGAGCAGCACGAGCCGCAGGGAACCAAGAGCUUACGUCCGAGCUCGCAAGGCUUUGCAGAGAGGCGAUAAAGAAAGACCUUAAAGAGAGAAGAGCAGAAGUGCUGGCUGAAGCAGCAGAGGCGGGAAAAAGCAUCCGCUAUGCCCGCCGAGACUUCGCCAGUCGCAAGACAAGGAUGACAGCUCUCCGGAACCCGAAGGGAACAACCAUUGCAUCGAGAAGGGGAAUGGAGAAAAUCAUCUACGACUUCUACUCUGAUCUCUUCGACAGCCGUGCCAUUGCCUCCUCACCAUCUGAGGGAAGAUGGACAUGUCAUUCCAGCGGUUCUCCCGUCCGAAAUACGACAUGCUAUCAUGUCGGUGAGAAAUCGUACAGCAGCCGGUCCCGACAGAAUAAAACCAGAACACCUGAAGAACCUUCCGCCAGUACUCAUCAACACCCUGGCGAGGAUCUUCACACGUUACCUGUCGGAAUGCAAGGAGAUCCACAUGACAUCGGCAACUAUCGCCCAAUCUGCUUACUGUCCGUCAUCUACAAGCUCUUCACAAGAGUGAUCCUUAAUAGGAUUGAAAAGGUCUUGGAUGAAGGACAACCAUGCGAGCAAGCAGGGUUUCGAAAAGGAUUCAGCACGAUCGACCAUAUUCACACUGUUUCGAGACUCAUCGAGGUAUCACGAGAGUACAAGAUGCCGCUCUGUCUCACUUUCAUCGACUUGAAGAAGGCCUUUGACUCAGUUGAGACGGAAGCGGUCGUGGAAGCCUUGGACAACCAAGGCGUUCCCACUCAGUACAUAAAGGUGCUUCGAGAGUUGUACAGUAACUUCACGACCGGAAUCUCGCCAUUCUACAAGAAUAUCAUCAUUGACGUGAAGAGGGGGUUCGACAGGGUGAUACAAUCUCACCCAAAAUAUUCACAGCCACCCUCGAGAACGCAAUGCGAAAGUUGGAAUGGGACGACAUGGGAGUGA